AUGUCUCCCAACGUUCUCGCCGACAAGGACGUCAACGCCACCGUUGUCUCCAACAACGACCAGGCCACCAAGGAUGUUAAGAGCAUGGAGUACCACCGCCAGGUCCUGCAGAACAAGAUGGCCCAAGAGAAGUACGACAAUCCACAAACUCACCGCUACCAGAACCAAACCCUAAACUCUGGUCACAUCGAUAGGUCCAAGACAUACAUCUCGCCCUCUGACAACAUCAUGAGCCCCUGCACAGCCAAGCUCAACGCCCUCCGCAACAAGCAGGUCGGCAAGGUCAAGCCCAAGUCCCUCUUCGCUCAGGCAUCCGCCAAGAAGCUUGAGGGCGACGCCCUGUUCGGCAGCAGAACGGCAUCACCUGGCAAGGACAACACCUUCUAG
Molecule: messenger RNA, 387 nt
Organism: Colletotrichum truncatum
Lineage: Eukaryota; Fungi; Ascomycota; Sordariomycetes; Glomerellales; Glomerellaceae
Source: RefSeq, a predicted model, not a curated record